Molecule: messenger RNA, 3313 nt
Organism: Oncorhynchus gorbuscha (pink salmon)
Lineage: Eukaryota; Metazoa; Chordata; Actinopteri; Salmoniformes; Salmonidae
Product: tyrosine-protein kinase CSK-like
Exons: 12
Coding region: 715-2070 (451 amino acids)
Biological process (GO): adherens junction organization; regulation of Fc receptor mediated stimulatory signaling pathway; protein phosphorylation
Molecular function (GO): protein binding; ATP binding; protein tyrosine kinase activity
Source: RefSeq, a predicted model, not a curated record
AUAUAUUUUCACCCGCGACAUCGUUUUCAAAGUAGCCCAAUUUGUACGAAAACUGCGAACAUACCAACACUGCCUGGAGCGCUUGAAGAAUAUGCGCAUGCGUAUUGCAAGGGAUCAAGGUAGGGGUGGUACUAUAAAGUAUAUGGGCGGAACGUGCAGAACGUUGCAGAUAGAAACGUAACAUCUAGAACAGUUACAGGCAACAAUGUUCCAAUAAUAAGCGCGAUACAUUUCUAUAUUCAGCGGUCUGAAUUUUGUGCACCACUGCUCCUCUUGGCUGACUACAUGUAUUUCAUAUUUACAACAAGGCCGACCAGAGCAGAGGAUAACCAUUGACGCUUGCGGAUUAUUUAUCUACUUUUCACAUUCUGGAGAAUUUAGAUUACAUCUGUGUGUUGAUAUCACUAGUUUGUGACUGAGUUGAGUUAAUUCAGCGGUUUAUAUUUCGCUCUACGGUUGAGACCCCGUCGUGUUGUUUUCAUCAAGAUCAAGAACACUGACUGCAUCAUCAUGUUGAAGUCAUUUUAACUGACGCGAAUGUAGAUUACAGCUGUCUGGCAUCUAUUCCAUCCACGCUCAGGCUGCCUCCGCGUUCUAUCAAUAGGGAUGCAUCUAUUGAUACUUAUUUCCAUUUGAUAGGUGUGUGUGUGUGUGAUGGUAGCGUUCGGUGUGUGAGGCCUGUGAGAGGAGACCCACUGCCUCCUCCACUUCAGGAUGUCUGAACCCCAGACACCAACAUGGCCACAGGGCACAGAGUGUGUGGCCAAAUACAACUUUAAGGGCACCACAGAGCAGGACCUGCCCUUCAACAAAGGAGAUGUCUUAACCAUAAUCGUGGUGACUAAGGACCCGAACUGGUACAAAGCCAAGAACACAGCAGGUCAAGAAGGCACCAUCCCAGCUAACUAUGUCCAGAAGAGGGAAGGGGUGAAGCAAGGGGGCAAGCUGAGUCUAAUGCCAUGGUUCCAUGGUAAGAUAACUAGGGAGCAGGCUGAGUGUCUCCUGAUCCCCCCAGAGAUGGGUCUGUACCUUGUGAGGGAGAGCACCAACUACCCUGGGGACUAUACUCUGUGUGUGAGUUGCGACGGCAAGGUGGAGCACUACCGCAUUGUCUACAAGGAGGGAAAGCUCAGCAUCGACGAGGAGGCGUUCUUCGAGAACCUUAUGCAGCUUGUUGAGCACUAUACCAAAGAUGCAGACGGUCUCUGCACCAAACUGAUCAAGCCGAAGCUGGAGGAGGGUACUGUGGCGGCCCAGGAUGAGUUCUCCAGGAGCGGCUGGGCUCUCAACAGGAAGGAAAUCAAUAUCCACCAGUCCAUUGGGAAAGGAGAGUUUGGAGAUGUGAAGGUGGGAGACUACAGAGGGACCAAAGUAGCGGUGAAGUGUAUCAAACACGAUGCUACAGCACAGGCCUUCAUCGCUGAAGCUUCAGUCAUGACACAACUGAGACACAAUAACCUGGUCCAGUUGCUAGGUGUCAUCGUUGAGGAGAAGGGAAGCCUGUUUAUCGUCACUGAGUACAUGGCCAAGGGCAGUCUAGUGGACUACCUACGCUCCAGAGGUCGGACAGUGCUGGGUGGGGAUUCCCUACUCAAGUUCUCAGUUGACGUGUGUGAGGCCAUGGAGUAUCUGGAGGCCAAUAACUUUGUCCACAGAGACCUGGCAGCCCGUAAUGUUCUGGUGUCAGAUGAUAACAUCGCCAAGGUCAGCGACUUCGGCCUGACCAAGGAGGCCUCCUCUAAUCAGGACACAGCCAAACUGCCCAUCAAGUGGACCUCACCAGAGGCCCUAAGGGAAAAGAAAUUCUCCACCAAGUCAGACGUGUGGAGCUAUGGGAUCUUGCUGUGGGAGAUCUACUCCUUUGGACGAGUGCCUUACCCCAGAAUUCCUCUAAAGGACGUGGUACCACGCGUGGAGAAGGGCUACAAGAUGGAUGCCCCAGACGGUUGUCCUGAGGUGGUGUAUGAAGUCAUGAAGCAGUGCUGGACCCUGGACCCCCUGGUGCGGCCAUGCUUUAGAGUCCUCAGGGAGAAACUGCAGCAUAUCCUAGCCAAGGAGCUCUACCUGUGAUGGAAUAGGAAGAGGAGGUGAAAGGGGAAGUGGACAAGGAUGGCUCUCCUUUCAUUGAGGGAGAAAUAGGACGGACAAGGAUUGCUCUUCUUUCAUGAUGGGACCAAAGCCUGACAUUAUCAAGACCUCGGAGAUCCUCCUUCCUCUCUUAUAAAAAAGUUUUUGAUUGACAUUAGAUUGUGCUAAAGUUUACUUGUUUUAUAAUUUCUCAUUCUGUUGAAAUGUUGUUGCCACAUGUUGGCAUUUCCACUUUUUUUUUUUUACACCCCCCACACACACACACACACACACACACACACACACACACACACACACACACACACACACACACACACACACACACACACACACACACACACACACACACCUCAGGGUUGCCUGUAUGUCUGUUCUACAGUACAUUAGUGGUUGUAUCGGUCUGGCCAACUACAGUGUGUACUCCAGUGUCAAACAAACCCACCCGGGACUGUUGUGAGGUACUAUACCCCUUUCACAAAAUCGUACCGACCAUAACCAUACUGUGCUGGCUCUGAUAUUUUCUUUUCACAUGGUCCUUUCUAGCACAGUUACAGGAAAGAUGACGGAUACGUAGCCUGGCCGGUGCAGUUCGGCUUGGCUCGGCUAGUGUGAAUCAACCCCAAGUCAGGCAAUACACUUCCCAUGUCCCUGCUCUCUACCCAUACAGUGUAAGAUUGUUACCCCAGUUAAAUACGAUCUGUGCCAAAUGCCUCCAGAACACAGGGCUAUCCCCACAGAUACUUCACUCCUCCUCUACACGCUUGCCUUUUUUCUUUUAUGUUUUAUGCAUUUUUUUUAGUUUUGUUACACAUCCUCUUCUCUUAUUGCCACAAGUGUUCAUCUCACAUUUAUCAAACUGGAAAGCAGAAUAAAUCCUCCACUAAAAAAUGACUCAAUUCAACAUUUUAGGACGACGUGUAACAUGACGGAGAGAUUGAGAUUGCAUGGAUACAGAGGGAAAAGAAGAAGCCAUUCUGGAGAGAUAAACUAAGCAAGUGAACAGAUAUAACUUUGAUAAGUGAUAAGCAAGUGUAACAGAUAAACUAAGGGCAAGUGUAUAGAAAUAAUUCAAAUGUAACAUGUACAUGUGAAAACAGUUCAGAAAUGAAAGCUGAAGGGAACCAUGCAUGUGGAAAGAGAAGCCUUUUUUGUACCUUUUAAAGUUGUUUUUACUUUGCUGCCAUUAUGAUUAAAUCAUUCCACUUGAAAAGGUUUUGAAAAAGUU